Molecule: messenger RNA, 1622 nt
Organism: Triticum aestivum (bread wheat)
Lineage: Eukaryota; Viridiplantae; Streptophyta; Magnoliopsida; Poales; Poaceae
Product: cyclin-D5-3
Exons: 5
Coding region: 350-1405 (351 amino acids)
Source: RefSeq, a predicted model, not a curated record
UGGCGCAUCCGUCGUCCAGUCGAGCCUUCCCACAGCCCACGCGCCACGCCACCUACGCCUCAACUUUCCAUCCAUUUCUCCCUCUCCAUCUCUCUCCCCGUCUCUCUCUCUCCAAUCCGUCUCCCUAACUGCAGAUUUGUCUCCCCUUUCGCCGCGCGCGGGCGGGGCGAGCUAGGAAGGAAUCCUUUUCUCCUUCCUGUUCCGCCUCCUCCUCCCAACUCAUCCGCCGCGCCGCGCGCCUCCUUCCCUUCCGCCGCCGCUAGAUCCUUUUCCUCGCCUUUUCUUUCCUUUUCCCCCGCGCAUGCACGGGGACGGGGUCCUGUGACCGAUUCGCCGGCCGGUCAGACCAAUGGGGGACGCGUCCACCUCCGCAGCCGCCCCCGCCACGCCCACCUCCACGCUCAUCUGCCUCGAGGACGGCAACGACCUCUUCCUCGACGACGACGACAGCCCCGCCGGCGGCCUGGCGGACUCGCGCCUCGCCGCCGCCGACGGGCUCCUGCUCCUCGACCGCGACGACGAGUACGCCGCGCUCAUGCUCUCCAAGGAGGGCGCCGGCGCUGGCGGCGGCGGCGGCGCGUGCGGCGAGGAGCUGGACGAGUGGACCAAGGCCGCGCGCGCCGCGUGCGUCGACUGGAUUGUCAAGACGAACGCGAGGUUCCUCUUCAGCGGGAAGACGGCGUACGUCGCGGUGACGUACCUCGAUCGGUUCCUGGCGCAGCGGCGAGUCGAUCGGGGGAAGGAGUGGGCCCUGCAGCUGCUCUCGGUGGCCUGCCUGUCGCUGGCGGCCAAGGUGGAGGAGCACCGGGUGCCGCGGCUGCCGGAGUUCCGGCCGGACGAGUACGACUUCGACAGCGCCUCCAUCCUGCGCAUGGAGCUGCUCGUCCUCGGCACGCUCAACUGGCGGAUGAUCGCCGCCACCCCGUUCCCCUACCUGAGCUGCUUCGCGGCCAGGUUCCGGCACGACGAGCGCAGCGCCAUCGUCCUGCGCGCCGUCAAGUGCAUCUUCGCCUCCAUCAAAGCGAUGAGCUCGGUGGAGUACCAGCCGUCGACGAUGGCGCUGGCGUCCAUCCUGGCCGCGCGCGGCGGCAGUGAGGGGACGGGGACGGGGACGGGGACGGGCCCGAGCCUAGAGGAGGAGCUCAAGGCGAUCCUGGGCUCAUCAUGGCAGCAAUUACACACGGAGCAUGUGUAUUCCUGCUACAGCCUGAUGAUCCAGGAGGAGGACAGGUCCACGCAGUCGGGCAGGGAGGUGGCGGCUUCCUCCGGCGUCUCCGCGGCCGCCCCCGCCGGCAGCCCGGGCACCUCCGUCGCCAUGGCCGACGACAAUAACGCCAUUGCCACCGCCUCGGCGGACAACAAUAAGAGGAGACGGGUGCAUUCGCCUCAGCCUCAGCGCCAGUAGGAGGAGCUGGAUGGAUGUUUUGGCCGGAGUUCAGCUCGCUGCUGAUUUCUGUCGCCCCCCUGGCCUUAGCCCUUUUUUUCAUUAGCUCGAGCAGUGAUUUUGGUGGUGGUGGCGGUGGCUAAAUAGGGGGCAGGACUUGAUUCUUGUGAUUGUGCAAUUAUUGCAGCUAUUAUUGCAGCUGAUUGGUAAGUUAGGAUCGGAAAGAUUUCGGUUUUCA